This is a messenger RNA of Aspergillus lentulus, 2115 nucleotides long. RefSeq lists its product as uncharacterized. Gene Ontology annotation, molecular function: zinc ion binding; DNA-binding transcription factor activity, RNA polymerase II-specific; DNA binding. The record is from RefSeq and is a predicted model, not a curated record. Gene Ontology annotation, biological process: regulation of DNA-templated transcription; DNA-templated transcription. NCBI's taxonomy places the organism in Eukaryota, Fungi, Ascomycota, Eurotiomycetes, Eurotiales, Aspergillaceae.
AUGAGCAAGCGUCCGUACGAGGAGUCAUUGUUCCACGGUGGCUCACCACCAGAGUCUAUCGAUAACAGUCACAAUGGCCUGUUGCCCAUCAAUGAUCUCCUGUCACCAGAACCACCCCAAUCUAUAAGCGGGUCCGUCAAGAAGCCUAGGAACUUUAUCGCCACUGUAGCAUGCGAGACUUGCCGCCUCAAAAAGACCAGGUGCGAUGAAUCGCGCCCAAAAUGUGGACUGUGCAAGUCGCUCGGCCUAGAAUGCGUCUACAAUGAGCGCAAGUCGUCCAAACGAGAUCAGUCGCUUAGUCUGAUCAUGAGCACCCUCCAUCGGCUGGAGACAAAGCUCGAGCACAUCUCGUCGGCUGUUCGUGAUGAUAUGCAGCCUCUCCAUCAACAGAUGCUUCAUGCCCUUGAGGGCCUGAGAGAUGCUGCUACCCCGAGACAGAGUGGCCGCGCCAGUGACAAGCAUGCGUCUUUAUCAAACUCGCAGUCGCAGCAUCUCACCCCCAAAAUGGGGGAGCCGGAUGACUUUGUGUUUGAUGAGCGGCCAAAUACGACCGACUCCAAUGGCCAUGUCUCGAUCUCUUUCAGUCAACAUGGCGUGAUCCUGUGGCCUGGGGCUCGAGAGAUCUUGCCCCGGAGACUUCUCGAAGCCCAUGAACGACUGGGGAGGAACUACGUGAUUGACCUGGAGAUGAAGCGAUCCCAUCUGCCUAUGUACACAUAUCCAUAUCCUCCGCAGGCCGGAGAGGACUGGCUGGAAGCACUGCCCCUUGCUAUGAUCAAGGGACUUUCGGACGCCUUCUUCGCUACUUUCAAUUUGUUCACGCCGAUCAUGGACAAGACCUUCUAUUUCGCCUUCACUCUUGGUGCAGCGAUUGAGAGCGGGUUCGGCUACACCAUUGAAACCUGCCUGGUUCUUAAUGUGAUGGCCUUGGGCUGUCUGGCUGUCUUGAGCCAUCAGGAAGGAAACUAUCCUCUGCCAGGCACUCGAAGCAGUCGCUUUGAACCGCCGGAGUGGAUGGGGGUCAUCCACGAAGAGCCGCCAGGCUUACGGUUCUUCAAUGAAGCCCGGAGACGGAUCGGCUUCCUGAUGUGCGACAACGACAUUCAGAGCUGUCAAUUUUACCUCUUGUCUUCCGUAUACUACAGCCAGAUCCUUCGUCCCAUGGAUUCCUGGGCCAUGGUUCACCGCGCUGCUACGUGCUGUUUGUCAAUGCUAACCAACCACGAUGUCAAUUUCGACGAGUGGGAAGGAGACAUGAAAUCACGGGUAUACUGGAACACUCUCAUGAACGAGACCAUCCUUGUACAGGAGUUGCAUCUUCCACCCAGUGGCCUUUCACGUCUGGAGGAACUCGUCCCUAUUCCUAAAUUCAUUGGCUUCGAAUCCGUCGGCUUCGUGCCAGCUCGCUUCUCUUCCUCUUCGGAAGAAAUAGACGAAUCCUUCUUCCAGUACCAUUUCCUCGCGCAGGUCGCCCACCGUAUCAUCCUCACCCGCAUCCGCCAUUCAUUAUACUUCUACUCUGAUUCAGGAACCUUCCCCCUCCCCGCCGUCAACGCCGAACUCCGCCAUCAACUCGAGCAAUGGCGCAUCAACCUCCCUCCCGCCCUGCAAUUCUCCGAUCCACUGCCCAGCACCCCGAUGGACCCCAACCCUUCUCCGGCCCCGGUCUCCCCUCUCCCCAUCGAUCCCAACCGACCCCUCUCUCCCGCCAUAGCAGUCACAGAGGCAAUGCUGCGCGGCCGCUACAUGAUCGCCAAUUUCCAUAUCGGCCGGCCGUACCUGUACAAAGCGCUCCGGAUCCCGCAACACGUAACAGACCACGAUCUUGAGCAAAUGCGCAACGGCCUCCGCCACGCAAUGGACUGGCCCCCCGUCGGGGGCAUCUUCCGCAAAAUGAAGAGCUGCAUCCCGAUCAAGUUCGCUUUCUGCUCCCAAUUCUUCGGCCAAGUCCUCCUCUUCUACUGUAUCUCCCACCACCCCGAUCCGCGCCUCCGCAAGACCCUCCCCUUCGGCUGGGAACGGUGGACCGACGAAAUGCUGCGGUUCCUGGAGGACUGCGCCCCGUUUAGUCCCGCCGUGGCGAAGGAUCUGGAACUCUUGCAAUUGUUACGAUGA